Molecule: messenger RNA, 2116 nt
Organism: Cottoperca gobio
Lineage: Eukaryota; Metazoa; Chordata; Actinopteri; Perciformes; Bovichtidae
Gene: dhcr7
Product: 7-dehydrocholesterol reductase
Exons: 8
Coding region: 31-1539 (502 amino acids)
Biological process (GO): brassinosteroid biosynthetic process; cholesterol biosynthetic process
Cellular component (GO): endoplasmic reticulum membrane
Molecular function (GO): 7-dehydrocholesterol reductase activity
Source: RefSeq, a predicted model, not a curated record
CCCUACGGUGAGUUUUGUUCCAGCGGUUAUAUGAUAGUCAGCACCUGGUCCGGGAGGAAGAAGAGACGAGCCUGCCUCCUCCCUGUCGGUCUGUCUACCGAAAUGAAUGGUGCAGUGGCCUCGGAGGCCGCCAGGAGACGUGCCCAGCACAGUGUUAAUGGGAAGACACCUGAGGAGGGGCAGCAGCCCGCACAGUGGGGGAGAGCAUGGGAGGUGGACUGGUUUUCCCUGAGCAGCGUGAUUGGCCUCCUUUGCUUUGCCCCUUUCCUUGUCUUCUACUUUGUGAUGGCCUGUGAUCAGUACCAGUGCUCCAUCAGCCAGCCUCUGUUAGAGCUGUACCAAGGAGAGACCACCCUGCUCUCCAUCUGGUCCCAGGCACCCUCCUUCACCUGGACAGCUGCCAAGAUAUAUUCCAUCUGGGUGUUCUUCCAGGUGCUCCUGUACAUGUGUGUUCCUGAUGUUACUCAUAAGUUUAUUCCUGGCUACGUUGGUGGAGUGCAGGACGGAGCACGAACUCCAGCUGGCCUGAUUAACAAGUAUGAGGUCAACGGGCUGCAGUGUUGGCUCAUCACUCAUGCUCUGUGGUAUGUCAAUGCACACUACUUCCACUGGUUUUCUCCCACCAUCAUCUUUGACCACUGGAUCCCCCUGAUGUGGUGUGCUAACAUACUGGGCUACACUGUGUCCAGCUUCUCUUUCAUAAAGGCCUACCUGUUCCCCACAAGCUCCGAAGACUGCAAGUUCACAGGAAACAUCUUCUACAACUACAUGAUGGGCAUCGAGUUCAACCCACGCAUUGGCAAGUGGUUUGACUUCAAGCUCUUCUUCAAUGGUCGGCCCGGCAUCGUAGCCUGGACUCUUAUCAAUCUGUCCUACAUGGCCAAGCAGCAAGAACUGUACGGCCAUGUCACCAACUCCAUGAUCCUGGUCAACGUCCUGCAGGCCAUUUAUGUGUUGGACUUCUUCUGGAAUGAGGCGUGGUACCUGAAGACUAUUGAUAUCUGCCAUGACCACUUUGGAUGGUAUCUGGGCUGGGGAGACUGUGUGUGGCUACCAUACCUCUACACACUGCAGGGUCUGUACCUGGUGUACCACCCAGUCCAGCUCUCUAACGUCCACACCUUGGCUGUCCUGAUGCUCGGCCUCGUUGGGUAUUACAUUUUCCGCUCCACCAACCACCAGAAGGACCUGUUCCGGCGCACCGAGGGCUCCUGCUCCAUCUGGGGCAAGAAGCCAGCGUACAUCGAGUGCUCGUACAGCUCUACUGACGGUGGCAUCCACCGCAGCAAGCUGCUGACCUCAGGUUUCUGGGGAGUGGCCCGGCACCUCAACUACACUGGUGACCUGAUGGGUUCACUGGCUUACUGCGCCGCCUGUGGCUUCGGCCACAUACUCCCAUUCUUCUACAUUGUUUACAUGACCAUCCUGCUGGUCCACCGCUGUGUGCGCGAUGAACACCGCUGCAGCAGCAAGUACGGCAAGGACUGGAAACGCUACACUGAUGCUGUGCCGGACCGACUAAUUCCUGGGGUGUUUUAGAGAGGGGAAAUAGAGCGGGAGGAGGGGAAAGAGAGGUAGAUAUAGAAAUAUUGAAAUUGGGUAGCAAGAUGACCAUGAGGUGUGAGUUUUAUACUAUCUAGAGUACACCACACUGAACAUUUUAACACAUGCAUAGUUUUCUAAAAGAUGUGUUGAGCUGUACAUGUGCAAUGCAAAUAUGCAGGCACAAACAGUUUAAUGCUAUUCUGUUCUGCCUCAGCAAAGGCAGUUUGAAACACCAGUAUGCUGCUUCCGUUAUACGGUGACCAGUUUACAUAAAUAAAAACAUUUCAAUAACAGUACAAUAUAUUUUUGGAGCUAGUAAGACCGAGCACAAUGUAAACCAAAAUCAGGAAGUGAAACAGUGAGUCAGUCAGUGGACUGUUGUCUACAACUACUCUACACAAUUCUUUGUCAUUCCCAUAAUGCACUUUGCCAUUAUGAUAGAUAUUAAGACAUGGCUGCUUCUUUCUCAAAUAGAGAUGUUUUUCUGUUUUUAUAUCUCAGUAAAUUCAACACCUUUUGGUUUUUUUUGUCUGUUCAGAAAAAUAAACGAUGAUGAUGAUGAUACACUGAG